AAUUUUGUUGAUUUAUAUUUUAAAAUCUAGUUUUUUGUUUUAUAUAAUUUAACAUUUUUCCAAUUGUAUUUUAAGCUUCUUGGGCAUAGAUCUAGAUCUAGAGGUCAACGACUGAGCAAACAUUUUUUUCCUGCCUAUGUGAAAUAACUGUAAAUUUGCAUUUAAUUAGGCUACUUUUUUUCUUUAAAGAUGACAAAGUUGGCAAUUGUUAUUGUUUUUAAGAAAGGAAAUUGUCUGCUAUUUAUUAAUUUUUUUACGGUAGUAGAUCUAGUAUUAUGUUACCGAUCUAGAGUUAGAGAUAUCUAAAUCUAGACUGAACAUUAAAAAUGAGACGUUCAGCUCGACUUCAGACUUCUAGUGGUACUAGAUCUGGUAAUGACACUAGUGUCAGUCAAUUCAAGUUACCAAUUCGACUACCAGCACGGUCAAGAGUAAGAGUAGUGCCUGACCCCGUCACUCCCGUGCCUGCUGCUCCCGUGGACAAGACUAAUAAAAGUACCUUAAUGCACGGCUUGGAUCAAUGCAGUAAAAAUGACUUAAAACGCAAUUCCAAACGUAAAAAAAGAACUGACACUGAUGAUGGUUCAAAAAGAUCUCGAUCUAGUGAUACUGAUCUUGAUAAUCAUAAUAUCAAUUUAAUCAAUAAUGAUGUGGAAGGUAAAGAAAACUCAAUAGUAAAAAAUAGUGACUGUGUAAACAGCUUAACUAUUUGGCCAUCAGAAACUGCUGACGUUGACUAUGAAGUUCAGACAUAUCAAAAGUUGAGAGAAGAAAAUCUCAAAGCUAAUCAACAAUUAUUUGCUAGCCUUGGUUUUGUCAAUAUCAAAUCAAUGAUUGAAACACCCAAGCAAAAAAACAAACCAUCUCAGAGAGGUUUAAUUUUGACAAAGGAGGCUAAGGAACCUAUAACUACAGAACUUAGACGUAGUUCGAGAAUAAAACGGAUUGACCCUCAAGGCACACCUUUACCAGAGGCAGUGGUGGAAGAUACUCGUGAACAUCGUCUUCCUUCAGGUCCCAUUUCAUUCAAGGAUACUCUUUAUUUAAAUAAAAAAGACAUCUCUGAAAUGGAAGCUUGUUUCUUUACAUCUCAAAUGAAUCAAUCAAAACCAGUUGAAAUCUAUCAAGAAUACUCAUACAAAAAAUUUGUUUCAACAUUGCAAAGUGUAAAUAUUACUGAAAAUCUUGUUGCAAAAGUUGUACCUGGAAGAGUUUUCUCUCUAGCGUGGCAUCCUUAUUCCGAAAUGCUGAUUUCUAUAGCGGGAGACAAAUAUGGCCAUGUAGGCUUAUGGAAUGUUAAAACGCAAGACAGUAGUGAUAUGGUGACAGUAUUUAAACCUCAUACAAAACCAGUUAGCCAUGUAGCCAUUUCCCCAUUUUUAACCCACAAGUUGUAUUCUUGUAGCUAUGAUUCAACGCUCAGAUGUGGAGACUUUGAGAAAUGUAUCUUUGAUGAAAUAUUUUCAGUUCCAGAGGAGCAGGAUGAUCUUUUUAGAAAUUUUGAUUUUGUUGAUUCCUGUAACACAAUGUUAGUUUCACAGUAUAGUGGCAAUGUGUCAUUGGUUGAUAUUAGAUCCCCACAGACAGAUGCUGAGCAUGUAUACCAAGUAAGCAAAAAAAGUCUUCGCUCAGUAAGUGUCAAUCCAGUUCAACCUCACUAUUUCAUUAGUGCUGGAAAUGACACUUUGAUCAACCUAUGGGAUUUGCGAUUUAUAAAACCCAAAUCAGCUAAGCCAAUUCAAAUGCUUCAUAACCAUUCAAAAUCAGUUUCCAGUGCCUACUUCUCCCCAACUGGUCAUAAAAUACUGUCCAGCUCUGCAGACAAUACUAUCAUACUUUACAGAGUUGAUGAAAGCAUGACUAUUGAACUUGAGAAAUCAAUUAAACACAAUAAUAAUACUGGCAGGUGGCUUACAAAGUUCCAACCAAAAUGGCAUCCCAUAGUGCAGGACAUUUUUGUCAGUGGUUCCAUGAAUCGCCCACGAGAAAUUGAAGUUUUUGAUUCCAAGGGAACAUUGUUAAGAGCUUUGACCAAUGAAGAUCAUUUAUCCUCUGUAUGCAGUUUAAAUGUGUUUCAUCCAAAUCAGCUUUGCACACUUGUUGGUGCUAAUGCAAGUGGUAGAUUGUUUGUUUUUAUGUAAUAGGCUUUUUUUCUGUCUAACUUUUGUAAGAUAGAAACAUUUGGAUUGCCAAUAAUGCCUACUGUUGUUUAUUUAAAUCUAUUUAAACUAAGGUAGUCAAGUUUUUCUAAUCUUCUAUGUGCAUGGAUUAAUUUCGUAACUUUAGUAUUUUACAUCAUAAUUUUAAAGCUGUUAACUGUUUUUUACUUCUAGUUAAUUUAAUGCUUUUCUACAAUAUAAAACAAAAUGUGUUACAAUUUUUAAAGAUAAUCUAAGUUUUUCUACAAUAUAAAAGAAUAUUUUUGAAUUUGUGUUAUAAAUUGUAAGAGCUUGGCUGCUUAAUGAGUUAAGUUACAUUUUAAAAUAUAGAAUUAAUUAAAAUUUGAUAGAAUUAUUAUACUAAAAAAAAUGAAUCUAUUAUUUUGAAAUAAUUUUUUAUUUAAUUUUGUCCUUGUUUUGCCAUUAGGGGACUUUUUAAAAUUUUUACAAUGUUUAUAUUUAUAUCUUACCAUACUUCUUUUUUUAAAUGUCAAAAUCUGUGUAGGGAAAAGCUAAUAGAUGGAUACUUCAGUUAUUGUUACAAAAUGUACACCUGAAAAAUCACAAUUAGCUCAUGAAAAGAUAUCUGACAUUAAUUUAAUUUACUUAAAUAUUGCUUCUUUUUACAUUUGGAUUUAAAUUAUAAAGAAUAUGUGUUCAAAUGUAUCAUCAGGGGAGAUGAUCUGUUGUAUCAAGAUAUGUAUCCCAUAAAAAUCACUAUCUCCCUCCCCUAAAAGAAAUAUGAAUGUGCAGGACCUUUGUAGAGCCAACAAUUUGAAUCAUUUGCUACACAAUUUUAGCUAAAUUUUAUUAAGAAUAUUUAAAUAGUUUAAUUUUUUUUUCAUUAAAUUGACUGCCAUGCAA
This is a messenger RNA of Biomphalaria glabrata, 3023 nucleotides long. Its product is annotated as WD repeat-containing protein 76-like. Gene Ontology annotation, molecular function: protein binding; DNA binding. Gene Ontology annotation, cellular component: nucleus. The coding region runs from base 327 to 2141 and encodes 604 amino acids. The record is from RefSeq and is a predicted model, not a curated record. The transcript has a single exon. NCBI's taxonomy places the organism in Eukaryota, Metazoa, Mollusca, Gastropoda, Planorbidae. Gene Ontology annotation, biological process: regulation of DNA damage checkpoint.